CUAGGAAUUUUGAUUUGAUGAAUCAGGGCUUUUAAAUCUAUGGAUAGGAUUAAGAGGUUGGCAGCACCAUCAGAGUGCCAAAUCCCAGUCAUUGAGAGGACAAAUAAAGUUUGAUCCACCAUGUUGAUAGAGGUUUAUAAAGCAGACCUCAUGCCCUGGUUUGUUUGACUGUUUCGCUUGUUUAGGACUGUUUCCUGAGGUUCACAUCAUAAUGAGUAAGGUAAAUGGUCAAAGACUUUUGCAUUUCUUGAGAAAAGCUUAGGUUAGCCAAAUGCUACUUAUAGAUUACUUAACUGUACUAUGACUAAACAGAACCAAUACAGUUGUGUGUAUGACUUUACUCUCUUGCUUGCAGAUUACCUUUUAUGAGGACAGAAACUUCCAGGGUCGCUCCUAUGAGUGCAACAAAGACUGCCCAGACAUGCACCCUCACUUCAGUCGAUGCAACUCUAUCAGAGUGGAGAGUGGCUGCUGGGUCCUGUAUGAAAGACCCAACUACUCUGGUUUCCAGUAUGUGCUAACCAGGGGAGAGUAUCCUGAAUAUCAGCACUGGAUGGGCUACAAUGACACUAUUCGCUCAUGCCGUACAUUUUCCUAUAAAAGGGAUGGAUCCUACCGCAUUCGGAUCUAUGAUCGGCCAGAUUUCCAAGGUCAGAUGAUGGAAUUCAGUGAUGACUGCGAGUCCAUUCAUGAAAGUUUCCAGUGCCGCAGCGUUCACUCUUGCAAUGUCAUGGAUGGAUACUGGACCUUCUAUGAGCACCCCAGUUUUAGAGGCCGUCAGUAUUUCUUGCCUCCCGGCGAGUAUCGCAAGUUCAGCGACUGGGGUGCUGUGUGUGCCACCAUCGGCUCCUUCCGCAGAAUCACUGAUUUUUAGAGUCCGCAUUAUUAAAAUAAUUGUGCCUUUUCUGGCAUUGACUUGUCAAUAAAAUGCCACAAAACCAUAUGCUUUGCAGUGUAUGUAUUCAUGCUUGAUCAAAUGUGUGUAGAUUUCAGGCUAUACCUGUAUGGCAUUUGUG
Megalobrama amblycephala (Wuchang bream) is the source of this 1016-nucleotide messenger RNA. Its product is annotated as gamma-crystallin M2-like. The transcript is spliced from 2 exons. Gene Ontology annotation, molecular function: structural constituent of eye lens. The coding region runs from base 332 to 874 and encodes 180 amino acids. NCBI's taxonomy places the organism in Eukaryota, Metazoa, Chordata, Actinopteri, Cypriniformes, Xenocyprididae. The record is from RefSeq and is a predicted model, not a curated record. Gene Ontology annotation, biological process: lens development in camera-type eye; visual perception.